AUUUCGAACUUUUCUACUUGAAACGAGUAACGAGUCAAAGGUCUUCAAAAUAAAAUGAGUAACGAAGAAAUUGAAUCGGCCUACACAAAUACGAUCGAACAGAUUCUGGAAUUGUCUGGAAACACUGCAGCCGCGUAUAUUCCAAUUCUUGGAGGAAAAUCGAUUGAAUUGGCGAUUUCAACCAUGGAAGAGUAUCUGGUGAUGUUGAAGAAUCUGAAAGAAGAAUACGAGAAAGAACCGACCCAUCUGUCAUCCGUUUCUCCAAGAGCGAAUGACUCAAUGCUUCUUCGUCGUAUUCAGCUUGCACAUACCUCGAAAUCUCGUCCUACGCUCCAGAGAACGUCUCCCGAAGUUGCAAGAUUCAUUGGUUCACCAAUGGAAAUUGAUAAUCUGGGAAUCUCGAGAAGUGAUACGAUUGCUGAGAAAUCAUCAUUCCUGGAUCCAACGAUGAUGAUGGAUAAGACAACGCACGAAAGAGGAUUCCUGGCUGAUGUUAGUGACAUGAAUGGUACAGUUCGUUCAAGACAGGCUAGUUUUCAUUUCAACUACACUUCACCAGUACCUGCUGAGAAAACACGACGUUCGUCUGGUAUUCAACACGCGAAUUCGACGAUUGAUUUUGAUGCAGAUGUUUCCUCAUUUUUCGAUUCAACUCAAAUUCACAGAAGAUCUCGUCAACAGGCAGGACGUGAGCCAUCUAUUGCGUUGAUAAAUGAUGGAUUGCGUACUCCGAUUACACUCAACAAUACGAUUCUUCUGUCCGAUUCUGAAACGACACCAACGAAUUUGCAAACGCUGUGGAAUGUGAAACUUCGUCCGGGCAGUAAUCGAAAGAUCGAUAAUGAAAUUCGCAAAGAAAUUCAGAGACAAUUGGCAUGUGAUCCUCAAUUGUGAGCUCGUGAACUCUAUUGAAAAAUUUUUCAAAUAAAUGCAUUAUUUUG
Messenger RNA from Caenorhabditis elegans, 941 nucleotides. RefSeq lists its product as uncharacterized. NCBI's taxonomy places the organism in Eukaryota, Metazoa, Nematoda, Chromadorea, Rhabditida, Rhabditidae. The record is from RefSeq and is marked reviewed.